GACUGCCACAACAGGAAAUAAAAAGAAGAAGAAGAGAGAGAGAGAGCAUAAAACAAAUGUACAAAUCUUGUAGACAAGUCCAAAUGUACGAAGACAGGCUGAACAGAAUACACACAAAAUUAGAAACAAAAAGCACCAAAUGGAUUUAAUUUCAUGCUUUCAAAAACAUAACCUAAAAAAGUCGGACUUUGAAGCUCGGGAACAAAACUUUCACAGGGAAAGAUCGUGGUUACGGAAGCUUUUUACUGGGUUGUGUCUACUGAUAGUUAUGUGUUUUCUGGUUAUAUGGUCUUAUAUGGGAAAUGAAAGAAAGAAAAGCCCUCCGCCCAGCUUUUUGUCUCAGCACUGUGCAGAGCGCCAUGACUCUUCAAACUCCAGCUCUCCUGCAGCAGUCAAUUCAGAAGUCUCAGUAACUUAUAAAUCUCAAUCUCAGUCACCAAUAAAUUCUUUUUAUUCUGAAUUAGGAAUCAGUUCAGAUUCCUACUCCAGGUUACAGCAGGCUGUUAAAUGGGCAGAGCCAGACAGAUCAAUCACAAAUGUGUCCAUGAGUACUAGUCCAGCUCACACCACAUUCAUCAUAGCGAACCUGAAAGACAGCUACCAAAUUGGAGAGGAACUUUUAGUUUUAGUGCAUGCAAAGGAUUUUGAUAAUAAGUCUAAAAGUUAUGGAGGCGACUUUUUUCAAGCCAAGCUGUUCUGGUCUAAAACUAAGGCCAGUGUGUUUGGGGAGGUGCGGGACCUGCUCAACGGCUCGUACUCUGUGCGUUUCUUCCUGCCGUGGGUCGGUGAGGCUCAGGUGGCUGUGCGUCUCAUUCACUCCAGUGAAGCUGUGCAGGUCCUGAAGCGUCACAGAGAUACUAACUCUGAUAGAGUGUACUUUAAUGGAUAUUAUGAGGGACCAGGACCAAAUAAGACCAGGUUGAGUGAAACGAUGAAGUGUAAUGUGAAGUGGGACAAGAAUGGACUAGAGAGAACGGGAACAGGAGACUGUUGCUGUGAAUACAAAGAUCCCCGUACUGGAGAAACAUGGCGCUGUCAGAGACCCAAAUCACUGCCAUGCAGUGCCCUUGUGUACCACUCUAUGGGUGGUUAUAAAAACCAUUUGACUAAUAAUGACAAGAUGCUUAUGACACAAACUAAUAAAGGUAUCAAUGGAGAUAAGAGCAUCAUCAAAAUUUUUCAUCAUCAGAAUGAUACUAAUGACAUAACAGAAAAAUGUCGUCCUGGUUUACACACUCCAGUCCCAGCCGGGUUUUACCUGAAUGAUGUGUGGACGUCUUUUGUCUGUAGCACAAGACAUUUUACAACCCAAACGACAACAGAGUGCCUGAGAGACAAACACAUCUACAUGAUGGGAGACUCGACUUUGAGGCAGUGGUUUGAGUUCUUUGUGAAAGAAGUACCAACGCUGAAGCAGAUGAACCUGCAUGUCCAAUAUCAGUCAGGGCCGCUCCUAGCAGUGGAUGUGGAGAACAACAUUGACUUACACUGGAGGGCUCACGGUGUUCCUCUGCGCUGUAUGAAAACAGCAAUUGCUAAUCUGCACUACAUCAGUAAUGAGAUCGAUGACCUGGCAGGAGGACCCCACACGGUCAUUAUAUUCAAUCUGGGGCCCCAUUUCACCACGUACCCUCUGGAGUUCUUCACCCAGAGAGUGUUGAGGAUCCGCAAAGCUGUUCUAGCAUUGUUACAGCGGGCCCCUGACACUACUGUUAUAAUCAAGACUGUCAACACUGGCUAUAAGGAUAUUUUCGGCAGUGACUGGUAUUCUCUACAGUUGGACAGAAUUCUGCGGUGGGCUUUUCAGGAUGUUGGUGUUUAUAUUUUGGAUGUGUGGCAAAUGACAGCCUGUCACUACAACAAAGAAGACAUCCAUCCAGGCCCUGUCAUCAUCAAAAAUGAGAUUGACAUUUUACUCUCUUUUAUUUGCAAGAAUUAAUUUAAAAGAUUUUACUAGGGCUACCAUAGGGGUCAAAAUAGAACUUUAGUAAAAUAUAAGAGUAAAUAACUCAAUUGUAAUUAAAUUUUAUUUAAAAAUUACAGUUGUAGCUAGACAGUUGCCUAUGGCUAUGAUUGCACUACUAAAGUUGUCUGUUUGAUUUUAUAAAUUUUUACUUCAAUAAAACCAAGGAUUAGUUUUUGUAA
This is a messenger RNA of Carassius auratus (goldfish), 2145 nucleotides long. Its product is annotated as NXPE family member 3-like. The transcript is spliced from 8 exons. Bases 140 to 1939 code for a protein of 599 amino acids. The record is from RefSeq and is a predicted model, not a curated record. Lineage: Eukaryota; Metazoa; Chordata; Actinopteri; Cypriniformes; Cyprinidae.